GCACUGGUCAUAAGCCGCGGGCACUGAUUAUAAAGUCUAUGCAGCCUGCGGGACUCAGCGGCCCCAGAUCCUAGAUGGGGAGAUGGCGACGCACGCACUGCUCCUGCUCCGCGCGGGCCCACACUCGAUGCGAUAUUUCUCCACCGCCGUGUCCCGGCCCGGUCACGGGGAGCCACGGUACAUGGAAGCCGGCUACGUGGAUGACACGCAGAUCAUGCGCUUCGACAGCGACGCGGAGACUCCGAGGAUGGAGCCCUGCGAGCCGUGGAUGGAGCAAGAGGGGCCAGAGUAUUGGGAGCUCCAGACAAAAGUUGCAAAGGGCCACGAGCGAAGUUUCCAAGUGAACCUGAGGACCCUAAUUGGCUACUAUAACCAGAGCAAGGGUGGCUCUCACACGUUCCAGUGGAUGUAUGGCUGUGACGUGGGGUCAAACAGGACCCUCCUCCGUGGAUACUGGCAGUUUGCCUAUGAUGGCCACAAUUACCUCGCCCUGAAUGAAGACCUGAAAACGUGGACGGCGGAGGACACAGUGGCGCUCAUCACCCAACGCAAGUGGCAACAGGCUGAUGAACAGCAUUACAAGAACUAUGUGGAGAGCACCUGCGUGGAGUGGCUCGACAGAUACCUGGAGCUCGGGAAGAAGACGCAGCUGCGCACAGACCCCCCAAAGACAAAAGUGAUGCAUCAUCCCGGACCUGAAGGUGGUGUCACCCUGAGGUGCUGGGCCCUGGGCUUCUACCCUGCUGACAUAACCAUGACCUGCCAGAGGGAUGGGGAGGACCUGACCCAGGACAUGGAACUUGUGGAAACCAGGCCUGCAGGAGAUGGGACCUUCCAGAAGUGGGCAUCUGUGGUGGUGCCUUCUGGAGAGGAGCAGAGAUACACGUGCCAUGUGGAGCAUGAGGGGCUGCCUGAGCCCCUCACCCUGAGAUGGGAGUCUCCUCUGUCCAUCAUCCCCUUCAGAGCCAUUGUUGGUGCUGUCCUUGGAGCUGUGGUCAUCUUAGGUUUUAUCAUUGGUGGUGUUAGGAGGUGGAUGAAGGAGAAAAGAGGUGGAAACAGAGGCUAUGCUCCUGCUGCAGGCAAGGACAGUUCCCAGCCCUCUGACUCAUCUCUGGAGACUUGAAAAGGUGACACCUGGUGACCUGGGAUUGGGGCUGAGGCAAACAGGAAAGAACUGGGUCCCAGAGACUCUCAGAUGAAGAUCUUUGAAUGAGAGGUGGGCCUUUGAGAUGUUUUUUAUAUUGGCUGUGCUGACUCUUGUAGUUUAUUUUGGGGCAGAUAUCUCAUAGGACCAAGUGACAAGAUCUGACAGUGAAAUCACUUUGGGCAUCGGUGUCUGGAGGGUUAUGCGUUUCCUGUGCACACAAAGGGAAGACCUGGAGAUACCAGCCCAACCCAGGACAUCAGGACUCUGGCCCUGCACUGGCUGUCAUCCCUUCCACAGCCAAACUUCCUGGCCCAACAGUCGCUGGGGGUAACUGCAUCCUGUCAGCUCCUGCAGUCUGAGCUCCAGCUCCUCGCUUCCACACUGAACAGAAGAAUAUGAAUAUGAACUCCUUGACCUGAACAGUUCACUGGCUGGUAAAUUUAAGGACUGAGAAUACUCAAGAGUACUGGGGAGGAGGUAAGUGGCAGCCUGGAGAGCCUUCCAUGGUUGGCGUUUCCUGUGCUGAGGGUCCGGUGGGACAGGAGUCCUCUGUGGGGUCUGCCUUGACAACGGGGCCUAGAGAGUCCUUGUGGGAAGCUGUAAAAGAAAGGUCUGGAGUUGCUGGAGAACCCAAGACAUGGGAGAUGCCAGUCUUUACAUAUUGCCAAGGCAGAUCACUAGCAGGUGUGCAAAUGGCCUGGGAGAAAGAAGUGAUUCACAUACAAGGAUGACAGAACUUGGAGAUCUCAAGAGAGCUUUGGUAUCAGACUUGGAUGUAGGUUAGAGAUGGACCAUCUGGUUUUGAGUCUUUGAUCCAGUAUUUCCUCACUUUGCUCCUUUUUCUUUCCUUUUGAAACAGAAAUAUACAUCCAGUACCAUUGUUGAGGAAUA
This is a messenger RNA of Apodemus sylvaticus (European woodmouse), 2038 nucleotides long. RefSeq names its product H-2 class I histocompatibility antigen, Q10 alpha chain-like. Gene Ontology annotation, biological process: immune response; antigen processing and presentation of endogenous peptide antigen via MHC class Ib; antigen processing and presentation of endogenous peptide antigen via MHC class I via ER pathway, TAP-independent. NCBI's taxonomy places the organism in Eukaryota, Metazoa, Chordata, Mammalia, Rodentia, Muridae. The record is from RefSeq and is a predicted model, not a curated record. Gene Ontology annotation, cellular component: external side of plasma membrane. Gene Ontology annotation, molecular function: signaling receptor binding; peptide antigen binding.